AACCCCAGGAGAACAAAUCGUAAACCCCACCACCUUGCCCCAUCUUGAAUCAUGCUCCCCACAGACCACAGCCACCGGGAAGAUAGGGCAGGCAAGUUUGCUUCUAUCUUAUUAAGAGCUGAGCAGCAUUUCCUGGGCCCCAGGCUUCAUUAGCACGUUGGUGGUGUUGCUUCCUGUAGCUGACUCUCUGUUUCCAUUCUGGCAAACUGUUUGUUCUCUUCUCUUUGCUUUGGGGGUUGGGGGAAGAUGAGCUUCUCACGGAACCUCUCUCCAGCUUCUCGACAGUUUCCCCCACGGCACCCCUCAUGCUCUGACGAGGCAGGGAACCCGGCUUCUCCCUGAGCAGCUGUGCUGGGGAGUCCACACCCGGAUGAGCUCUCCCCUCUGGCAUCGAAGACACAUCCAGGUAUGUAUGGAAAACACAAACCAAUUCUGCCUUUUGUCCUGGGAGUCAGCAAUUAAGGAAGAGCCAGGAAACGGGCAGACAGGCUGGCGAGCUAAUGAUGGUUGAGAGAAGGCUUGGAAGGAGAAGCUGAAGCCAGAGAGGGUCCGGGGAUAAUGGGCAUGACCACGCCGGCCAUCUCAGAGGUCAGAGGGAGGACCUCACAGCCCAGCACUCUACAGGGAACCCUCAGCACCCUGGACAGAGCUAAAGACCAGGACAGCAGCAUCUUUUCUGGGUUUGCGGGACUCCUCUCCAUCCUCCUGGUUGUUGCAGUGUUUUGUGUCCUGUGGAACUGGAAUAAAUGGAAGAAACGGCAAGUUCCUUACCUCCAGGUUACUGUCAUGCCCUUGCUGACUCUGCCUCGACCCAGACAGCGAGCCAAAAACAUUUAUGACCUCUUGCCUCGAAGACAAGAAGAGCGGGGAAGACAUCCUUCAAGGAGUAUCCGUGUUUUCAGUACUGAGAGCCUCCUCUCCAGAACUUCUGACAGCCCUCCCUCUGAUCAUAUGCCCUCCGGAGCAGGCGAUGCCCUCCAAUUGCACAGAACCCACACUCUUGCCAUGGGGUAUGCAGUGGGCAUCUAUGACAAUGCUGUUGGUUCCCAGAUGUGUGGGAACCUUGCACCCUCAGCACACUACAUCAAUGUCAGAGCUUCCAGAGACUGCUCGAGCACUUCUUCAGAGGAUUCAAGAGAUUACGUCAAUGUCCCCACCCCAAAAGAGAUUGCUGAGAGUUUAGCUUCUACCAGCAGCCCUCCUGGGAACCUCUUUGGCCCCCCAAGUGCUGAGGAGCUGGAGUUUACAGAAGAAAGAGAUGAGGGCUGUGGGAAUGCCAGUGACUGCACCAGUUUGGGGGCUCCAGGAACUGAGAGCGGUGAUCCACUCAGCGAUGGGGAAAGGUCUUCUCAGACCUCAAAUGACUACGUCAACAUGGCAGGGUUGGAUCUUGAGGCCACCCAAGGAAAGCAGCCCUGGGGGGCUUUUCGGGGCUGCAGAGAUUACGAAAAUGUACCACCAGAACCCAGUGAGAACCAGCAGCAAGAGGAGGAAGAAGUGAUAUCCUCAAACUCAGACCAUGAAGAGGGCAUGACAGAUGGUUCGGGAACGCACGUCCCACCUGUCAUGCAGUCUGGGAGUCUCCUGGCUUUAAAGGAUUGUGUGGCCUCUCAGUCAUCUGCACAGAGUGAGAACAGUGAGAUGAAACAUGGAGAAGAGAUGUCAAAUGAGGACUCUCAUGACUACGAGAAUGUGUGAGCUGCCAACGUGGGCAGCAGGGACUCUGAGCAAGGGCCCCACACGCAGCUCCUUCCGGAUGAAUUAGGACCCAGUCACCCAGUUGGUCUAUCCUCCUGGAUCCACAGCCACUACAGGGGCUAGUGAAGACCUCUGACCACCCUUGUACUUCAGCGGAUCCAUUCGAUUAGGUUAAAAGGAGGCUGAAAUGAGUAGAGCGCUGAGAGGAGGACCUCACAGCAGCAGAAGUUUGAGAAAGCCACAAAGGAAUCCUUCUCAGGCAGGGCGAUGUUAUUUCUCAUACCAGCUUAAUGUUUGCAGAAACUGCCUUUCAGGACUAUUAGGAAGGAGUUCCCGUCAUGGCUCAGUGGUUAACGAAUCCAACUAGGAACCAUGAGGUUGCCGGUUUGAUCCCUGGCCUUGCUCAGUGGGUUGGGGAUCUGGCAUUGCCACGAGUUGCGGUAUAGGUCGCAGAUGUGGCUCGGAUCCUGCGUUGCUGUGGCUCUGGCGUAGGCCUGCGGCUGCAGCUCCACUUAGACCCCUAGACUGGGAACCUCCAUAUGCUGCGGGAGCGGACCAAGAAAUGGCAAAAAGAAAACAAAAACAAAAACAAAACAAAAAAAAAAGGACUGUUAGGAGGUUAAAAAUGGGACAGGGCCUUAGUGUACCAAAGGACCAUGGAGUAGUCUAAACCAGUAGCUUCACUGAUAUCAGCAGGCUGCAAAGCAGGAAUACAGAUUAUUUUGAAAUCUAGGCCGAGGCCAAAAAGAA
Molecule: messenger RNA, 2448 nt
Organism: Phacochoerus africanus (Common warthog)
Lineage: Eukaryota; Metazoa; Chordata; Mammalia; Artiodactyla; Suidae
Gene: LAX1
Product: lymphocyte transmembrane adaptor 1
Exons: 6
Coding region: 559-1698 (379 amino acids)
Biological process (GO): antigen receptor-mediated signaling pathway; negative regulation of T cell activation; immune response
Cellular component (GO): plasma membrane
Source: RefSeq, a predicted model, not a curated record